ACCACUUCUUAAAUAUAAUAAUAAUAAUACUGAUGGAUUAUUACUAAUUUCAAUUAAUUCAACAGAGUGAGUAUAUAGUUUGUAUAUACAAUACAAUACAAUACAGUGCAACACAACCAAUUAACUGGUGGAGGGAGCUCCUGCUCCUGCUCCUGCUCCUGCUCUGCUCAAUUAAAUGAGCAACUUCAACUACAACCUAACCGGCCGAGCCUGGUAAGAUGUGAGAUGUCUCCCUGCCAGUGCCUACCCACCCAACCCAAGUCUCUACUCUGAAGACUACUAAAACUUCACAUAAGUCAGUCAGCUGGUUCCCUUCUCUACUUGCUGUGGAGGGAAACACCACCGCGCCAUUACCAUAUAUUCAUUCUGCUCUGCUCAUAAGGUAAGGCAGGGUAGCAUAACAUAACAUGUAGUAUCCUGGUCGACUGAGUUCAUGGUUUCAAACUCCCCGAUGAUGCCUAAUGUGAUUUGCGGAUGCCCUUGCUAGGGAAACAGUUGUAAUAGGAAAUCUUCUUGGCAGAGACAGAAUAAUAGUAAUACACUAGUACAGAGGAGCAAGAGGAAGACGCAGAAAUGGACAGAGCACCAUUGAUACUGACUGAGGAAGAACAUGGUGCACCAUUGAUUGAGGAAGAACCUCCUCCUCCAUCAUCCUUUCACUUUCCAUUACUGCUUAAUCUCUAUAUAGGCCACUUCUUAGCAAGAUGGGGAGCCAGGAUGUGGGAAUUCUCGGUUGGUUUAUACAUGAUCAAUAUCUGGCCAGACUCCUUGGUCCUUGCAGCAGUUUAUGGGGUGGUCGAGUCCGCCUCCACAGCUUUAUUGGGUCCUUUAGUCGGAGAAUGGGUGGACAAAUUAUCAUAUCUUCAGGUUCUGCGACUUUGGCUCUUGAUCCAAAACCUCUCAUUUGUGGUAGCAGGAGGUUCAGUGAUUGCAAUUCUGGACUAUGCAGAUCACCUGAGUGCAAAAUCUGCAGCAUUCAUCUCCCUCAUUAAUAUCUCCGGUGCUGUUGCUGUUCUCUCUUCUUUGGCUGGAACAAUCUUGAUUGAAAGGGAAUGGGUUGUGGUGAUCUCAGGAAGGCAGCCGCCAGGAGCUUUGACGAAGAUGAACUCAGUAGUAAGGAGGAUUGAUCUGAGCUGCAAGCUGUUUGCUCCAGUGGUCUCUGGCUUCAUUAUUAGUUUUAUAUCCCUAACUGCAUCUGCCGUGACCUUGGCCUUAUGGAACAUGUUAGGUGUGUGCUUACAGUACUGGCUUUUAUUGUCUGUGUACAAUGGUUUCCCGGAGUUACAGGAAGCCGACCAAAGGAGGAGGAGGAGGAGGAGGAUGGAGGAAGUUGUUGAGGCCACAUUUGCAUUGGCCUUUGCUGAUCAUCCUGAUCCUGAUCCUGAUCCUGAGGGAGAAACCUUGAUGAGAAGUAGUAGUAGUAGUAGUAGGAGUAGCCCAUCAUCCCACACAAAUUGCAAUGGAAUAAUUAGAAGCAGCAGCAGAUUAGUGAAGCAGUUUCUUGAGAGUCCGUACAUGAAUGCAUGGAGGCUGUACCUGAAGCAAGAUGUUGUCCUCCCAGGGGUAGCUCUUGCACUGCUGUUUUUCACUGUACUAAGCUUUGGGUCGUUGAUGAGUGCUGUGCUGGAGUGGGAAGGCAUCCCCGCAUACGUGAUCGGGAUCGCACGUGGGGUGAGUGCUACUAUCGGAAUAGCUGCCACAUUCGUGUAUCCUCUCAUGGAAGCCCGCAUUUCCACACUCCGGACGGGUCUUUGGUCCAUCUGGUCCCAGUGGAGUUGCCUGGUGGUGUGCGUGGGAUCCAUAUUGGUUAGUGACAGAGUGAUGUCGGCAUAUUUGCUGAUGGGUGGGGUGGCCUUCUCCCGCCUGGGGCUGUGGAUGUUCGAUUUGUCUGUGAUUCAGCUGAUGCAGGAGGAGGAGGACAGCCUGGGUGGUGGUGGUGAAUCCCAUCGCUGUGUGGUUUUCGGGGUUCAGAACUCACUGCAGUCUUUGCUCGACCUGCUCACCUACGUCAUGGGAAUACUAAUCCCGGACCCCAAGGAGUUCUGGAAAUUGAUCACCAUGUCAUUUGUGGUGGUUACGCUGGCGGGGGUGCUCUACACCCUCCAUGUUUAUCGGGGACGGAGUUAACUAUUGAUAACGCCUCCCCCUCCUCCUCCUCCUCCUCCUCCUCCAUGCUUGCCACUGCUAGUUGCUUCCUGCCAUCAUUUUCACCUUAUGCUGUCAUUCUCAACUCUCUAUUCUUUCUUUUAUUGGUUUAUUAUUUUUUAAUAUAAUUAAUAGGGGGGAUGAAGAAAACGAAGACAUUUUAUGCAAAGUGUGUUUUACUAGUGUGUAUGCUCGUUUAAUCUGUUACUGCUUAAUAUCUAUCUAUUCAGAUAGAUAGAUAGAUAGAGGUGAGAGAAGACUCA
Messenger RNA from Andrographis paniculata, 2408 nucleotides. Its product is annotated as solute carrier family 40 member 1-like. The record is from RefSeq and is a predicted model, not a curated record. Gene Ontology annotation, molecular function: iron ion transmembrane transporter activity. The transcript is spliced from 7 exons. Gene Ontology annotation, cellular component: membrane. Bases 574 to 2127 code for a protein of 517 amino acids. Lineage: Eukaryota; Viridiplantae; Streptophyta; Magnoliopsida; Lamiales; Acanthaceae. Gene Ontology annotation, biological process: iron ion transmembrane transport.